GCGUUGCCAACGUGCUUUGCUCCAGUUGCUAAGGGCCUCAGGCUUUUACAUGGCCCCGGCGUCAGGAGCUGGCAGUGUGUCCGGAGCGGGGAGCCCGGCAGCUGGGCCGAGCCGGCCGGUGAGGAGUGGACUUUACCAGCAUUUGAUUCUCUGACAGUCCUGUGAUCCUGAAACGGUUGACACUGGAAACGCGGCACUCUGGUCACUGUCAAAGCAGGCUGUAGGAAGCUGUCUUGGACAAAUGUCUCUCUAUGAUGUCCUUCAGCCGGGUCUACUGUCACUACGGAGACACUGCAAGGAUGCCAAGAGGUUCUGGAUUAUGGCCUUUCCAGUAGAGUUUUGAGACACCAGUCAGGAGCUAUUUCACCUCCUUCUGAUCCCACCUCCUUUUCUCUGUGGAAGUGAAAGAAUGAGGCAGUCUGCUGGCAACAGGAACUGGACGCUUCUAAAAGUUUUCUCUGACCUGGGAAAGUUGUUCAAGACCGCUCACUCUCAGCCGUUUUUGCCACCAAAAGUGAAGUUUGUCAAGAAUGAGUAAUCAAACCAAACUGGCAUCUUGUGGUACCUGGAAUGUGUCCUCCAGCACUGGCACAGCUGCUGGACAGCCCCAAAGUCACGACACUGAGAGGCACCAGUUGCGAGAACGCGAGGAGCUCAGGCCCUUUCUCAGCGACACUUGGAAAUGCCCCCCUGAGGAACUGGGCCAUGGUAUCCAAGGGCUGGAAACGUCGAUGGUACCACGACCUCCUGUGAGGCCCAAGCCGUGCCGGCACGGCAAGCUACAGCACCUGCACUCAGUGGAAGGGAGAGCUGCUGGCCGCAGACUGAGGAGCAGGAGCAGUGAGGAGAGCUCCUCAGAGCCUGUUGACACAGACUCCUCCUGCGGGUCCCUUUAUGGUGCUGAUCUCUCAGGCUCCCCCAUGCAGUGUCUCCAGGGCAAGUCAGUGGUAACUCCUCAGAGGCCCCUGCCCAGUAGCAGCAGCAGCAGUAGUAGUAGUUUGCGGGAGUGCGACACCAGUGAGUCAGCUGGGAGUACAACAGAAUAUCGUAAUGGACCAGACCACACAGACUCCCAGGCCAGAAGUGAUCACCUUGAUAGUAAAACAGUAUCCUCAGCCAAUCGGAAGCUGCCUCCUGUGGCACCCACCAAACCCCUGCCUCCAAUGGUCAUUAACCUGGACUCACCGGUACUAAGGACCAGUAAUCGGAUUGACCAGGAUUAUGUGGAUUACAUGCAUGUGACUCAGUCAGUAUCGAGCCAGAACAGCAAUAUCCUUAACCUGUCCCAAGGAACUGAGGAUAACGGAUCCUCGUUCUUCAUGAAUUCUCCCAGCAGUGUCUUGUUUCCUGUCCGCUCAGAAGAUCUUCGGAAAAGGAGUUAUCUGGAGGGCAGUCUCCUGGCCAGUGGAGCUCUGCUGGGAGCCAGUGAACUGGAUCGUUAUUUCCCUGACCGAAGAGUGCGAGUGUUUAUAACCACCUGGAAUAUGCAAGGCGAGAUGCCCCCUGACAAACUAGAUGAUCUUCUCCUGCCCUGUGACUCUCAAUACAUCCAGGACUUGUAUGUCAUCGGUACUCAGGAAGGAAUCCCAGACAGGAGAGAGUGGGAGAUCUGUCUGCAGGAGACCCUGGGGCCUCACUUUGUGCUGCUACACUCUGCAGUGCAUGGAGUCCUCCAUCUCUCUCUGUUCAUCAGGAGAGACCUCAUCUGGUUUUGCUCAGAAGUAGAACAGGCGACAGUGACCACUCGUAUUGUCUCCCAGAUCAAGACAAAAGGAGCCGUAGCAAUCUCAUUCACAUUUUUUGGGACGUCCUUCCUCUUCAUUACUUCUCACUUCACCUCUGGGCAAGGGAAGGUUUAUGAGAGGAUGCUGGACUACAAUAAAACAGUGGAAGCCCUGGAACUUCCACGGGUUGUGCCUGACACCAACAUCUACAAAUCUGACCCCUAUGAUGUGACAACCCGAUUUGAUCAGGUUUUCUGGUUUGGUGACUUUAACUUCCGCCUGAAUGUGAAGCGAGCAGUGAUCGAUGAGCUUCUACACAACAAGAACAAGGACAGUCUCCGCUCCAUUCUGCAUUACGAUGAGCUAACCAAAAAGCUACAGGAGGGUUCGAUUUUUAAAGGGUUCAAAGAAGCUGAAAUAAGUUUUCUUCCAACCUACAAGUUUGACAUUGGAUGUGACGUUUAUGACAGUAGUGCCAAACAGAGGACUCCCUCCUACACGGACCGCGUUAUAUACAAGAGCCGGCAGAAAGGUGACAUAUUCGUACUUAAAUAUGGGAGCUGCACUUCAAUCAAAACCUCAGAUCACAGGCCUGUCUAUGCGUACUUUCAAGUGAGGCUGCGACCUGGAAGAGAUAACAUCCCACUGUGUGCCGGUCAGUUUUACAGAGAUAUCUACAAAGAGGGAAUAAAAAGACGGUUUAUGAGGGAGCAGAAGAGACGAGCGUUCUGGAACCAGAGGAACAGUACCAUCUGCAGUGUGUCCUGAUGGAGCUGGAUAUAAACGGGGAGCUUCCUUAGCCAGCUCAGUUCCUGCAGCAAUGGAGGUAGUGGGCAGAGAAUCGGACUGCACACACAGUGCUGACUACAAGAGCAAAGUUCCUGGCUCAGUCACAGGAUCCAUGCCAAGGUGUUUUUCAAUAAAACUGUGGGUCAGGAAGGGUACCAUGUAACCCACUUAUAAAGAGCAAGACUGUGCACAUAAUCCACCAUUAUCAUUGUUAUUGUUUCAACUUUCAGUACUUACAAGAUUGGAAAAUGACCUAUGUUCAUAUUUUUUUUUAAAACAUGCUCUCUCAAUGUUGAGAAGCUUAUCAAAAUUAUUUAAACCCUUGAAGAAACUGACCCUCACUGGGGUACGGCUCCCGCGUAUAGGUUUCUUGUGUGAGCCUCAGUGGAGAAUAUCCCUAGAAUACUGAACUCUUGGCAUUGUCACAGACCAUGAACAGCUAAAGAGCCUCUCUGCUGCAGCAGUGAUGCCCAGUUUGAGUACCUGAAUUACCAGUACUUUCAGCUGUAUAUCAGUGAGUGCAGCAUACUGCUUAUUCCAGCUGGAGGUUAGCCCACAAUCAAUUUUCCCCAAAAGCUUGAACUAAAUGAUUUUUUUUUACUCUCACCUAAAAAGACUGCUCUAUUGAUGAGUGCACACUGACCUCAAACAGCUAGGAUUUCAAACAGUUUUAUUUGGAUAGAGAAGUUUUAAAUGAUAUUGAUGCUGUCAGAAACUCUUAACCAAAAAGGAGAUUGUGGCAAAUGUAAGUCAAUAGUUUGUGUUCAGGGCCUGCCCAAACUGAGCUGUCAGUCAUGCUGUAGCUUCCUUGACUGGGGAGAUCAAACUCUGUUAGACCAUCAGGUGACAAGGGGCCUGUAAGGGUCUCAGGGCACAGCCCAUGGACCACCGCCGCGCCCCCCCCCCCACCCCUAAAUUGGAUUAUUAUUAUUAUUAAAAUGCAGCAACUCCCCUCCUCCUGCAUCUCAUACCCACCACAAUCACAGUCACCCUGGCUAGGGAUCUUGGGGAAUGUACCCCACAAUGGGUACCUGAGAGGAGAGUGGAGAUAGCCCCAAGCAGGGAGGCUGGGACAGGGUCUCAGUUACUCCCUCUCUGAAGCUACAAUUGGUCAGGUUACAAAAUACUUGUGGCCUUCUUCCUGGGGGGGGGGCUUCUGUAACAUCUGAACUUGUGGUUUACAUGGAACACAUUUUUAUUUUGAUUUCACUGACUUUUUGCAAGAAAUAAAUAAUUUAUAAGAA
This is a messenger RNA of Stegostoma tigrinum, 3757 nucleotides long. RefSeq names its product inositol polyphosphate-5-phosphatase E (gene inpp5e). The record is from RefSeq and is a predicted model, not a curated record. The transcript has 13 exons. NCBI's taxonomy places the organism in Eukaryota, Metazoa, Chordata, Chondrichthyes, Orectolobiformes, Stegostomatidae. The coding region runs from base 531 to 2492 and encodes 653 amino acids. Gene Ontology annotation, molecular function: inositol-polyphosphate 5-phosphatase activity. Gene Ontology annotation, biological process: phosphatidylinositol dephosphorylation.